CUGCCCAAGUUGAGUUGAGUAGGUUUAAACCCCGCAAACCCCCCCAACCCCACCCAAUAAUCCUCCAUCCUCCACGACAAUAAUCAACCAUCACCAGCAGUCCAGCAGCAAACAAUAAUCAAAGAUGCAGGAGGAGGAGGGGAGAAACAGCUUUUCUCUAGCAGGCCCUCCAAUUAUUUUUAUAUUGGGUGCUGUUGUUUGUUGCAGCUAGUGGGUGGUGUAGGAAUUCUUUAUUCUGGGGGCAGGAAAGAGGAGGAAGAAGAAGAAAUAGCAGAGCCGAGAGAGAGAGGUCUCUCCUCUUCUUUUCCUUUUGGUGUUGUUAUCUUGGGAUCUGAUUUUGUCCCCAUACUGGGAGGGAGGGAGGGGGUUGGGUUUCUUUCUCCUCUCUUCUUCUCCCCUCUCAACUCCUCAUCACCUCACCGCCCCUCCUCCCAAGGCUGACCGUCGGCUCGGGUCUGGUGACAGCAAUCCCUGCCGUCUUGCCAUGCUCCCCACGAGGAGCACACCAUCAGAGUGAUUCUGCAGAAGUAUUCAUUCUACUGGCGUGCGAGCUGGUGAAGGAGCUCUAAUAAGCCUAGCGUGCACUUCGGUCAUCAGCCAAGCGAUUGAAAAAGGCAAGUCAGAAAAAAUAUUGGUUCCGAGGGCUCUGUAAUUGCUUCUCCGCACUUGCCUAUGCCUUUGCACUAAUCUUGACAACUGAGUCGUCAAAGUUGGGAUAUGGCUACUUAUUACUCGAGCCCUGGUAGUGAAAGAGAUUCACAAACAAUGUACUCAACAGAGUCAGGCAAUGCAUCAUAUCCGGUGCCAUCAGCCCUAGGGAACUUCCUUUAUCCAAACAAUGCAUCUUCUGGGCCUUAUACAGAAUUUAGUGGAAUUGUGCAGCCUCAGCAGAAUUUCAUGGAACUUACUGGUCAUCCUUCAGCAAUGUCGCAUGAUUCAUCAUCCAAUGAAGCUACUAACAUGAGUACUUCACUCACAGAGCAGCGCUCUUUUGGUCCUUUGAAAGAUAUGAGAAAUGAGAUGUUGAUGCAUUUGAUGGAUGGAGCACACAGCAGUGGCAGUGAUCUCAUCCACAAUGAUGCCCAUAGCACUGCACAACUUGAGUUUGGCAUGUUAAACAACCACAACUCAAGUGUUCCAUCAGCACCAGGCCAAGGGCUGUCUCUGAGCCUCAAUACGCAUAUCUUGGCGCCUUCCUAUCCAUACUGGUCUGCAAAGCAAGAUUUACUGACACCAAAUUCUUACCAGGGUGAUGACAACAGAAUGAAGAAUAUGCAGUCUGAGGCCUCACAGGCAAUCCGGAACUCUAAGUAUCUGAAGGCAGCACAGGAGUUGCUUGAUGAGAUUGUCAGUGUUUGGAAGAGUGUUAAACAGAAAACAGAUAAAGGCCCUGCUGAAGCAGGAAAGGCAGAUGGAAAAGAGACUGAUGGGGGGACUAAAAGUGAUGGAGUAUCUUCCGAUCCACAAGAGUCUGGUGCCAAUGCAGCAGCUGAGCUUUCAACUGCUGAGAAACAAGAGCUCCAGAAUAAGAUGGCGAAACUUAUGGCAAUGUUAGACGAGGUGGAUCGAAAGUACAAACACUAUUAUCAUCAGAUGCAACUUGUAAUGUCAUCGUUCGAUAUGGUUGCUGGUUCUGGAGCUGCCAAGCCUUAUACCGCAGUUGCCCUCCAGACAAUCUCACGGCAUUUCCGAUGUCUAAAGGAUGCUAUCAAUGAUCAAAUUAGUGUUAUCCGGAAGAAACUUGGAGAGGAUGACACUACAUCUGGCAAAGAGGGCAAACUAACUCGCCUUCGUUAUAUCGAUCAGCAAAUAAGGCAACAGCGAGCUUUCCAACAGUAUGGUAUGCUACAGCAAAAUGCUUGGAGGCCACAGAGGGGACUACCUGAAAAUUCAGUCUCGAUUCUCCGGGCUUGGCUUUUUGAACACUUCCUUCACCCGUAUCCAAAAGAUUCCGAAAAGAUAAUGUUAUCGAGACAAACUGGGUUAACAAGAAGUCAGAUUUCAAAUUGGUUCAUCAAUGCCCGUGUCCGGCUGUGGAAGCCAAUGAUCGAAGACAUGUACAAAGAAGAGAUUGGUGAGGCAGAGCUAGACUCCAACUCUUCCUCUGACAAUGGGCAGCGAAACAGGGACAAAGCACCAUCUUCGGAAGAAAAGGAGGACCUGAAGACCUCGACAAGCCAGGUUUGCCAAACCAGCCAGCUUGACGAAUCCAAAGCCAGCGUUGGUGGAAUGAUGAGCUUUAGUGGAGCGCCAGCUGGCGGCUUCCACAACGAGGCCAACCCCGAUGACAGCUUCAUGAGCCUGAUGCUGAAGGCCCAGAGAGCGGGUGAAACUGAUGGCAGCGGUUUUCUCCAUGAUGCCGUCGCCCAUCACUCGGAUGAGAGCGCGCGGUUCAUGGCUUACCACAUGGCAGAGUUUGGGAGGUACGGAAACAACAACGUCUCACUGACGCUGGGUUUGCAGCACGCCGAGAACAGCCUUUCAGUCCCACCAAACACCCAGCCAGGCUUCCCCGGCGUCCGAGACCAAGACAUCUACAACGCCACAGCUCCUCUCAACGUCGCCUCCACAUCUUCAGAGUAUGAUUCGGCAAGCCAAAUAGAUCAACAACAACAACAACGGCAGCGGUUUGAGCCGUCACCUCUGAUGCAUGAUUUCGUGGCCUGAAUUUCAGCUCACCACUGGAAAACACGGGGAAAAGAUUUGCCAUUUGUAGUGCCAGGACGAAUAACACGCCUGGACUGAAUUUUCAGGCGUGGAACUGUAGCUGUAGUUGCAAUUGGGGUACAGAAGGGGAGGAGGUAUAUUAUAGCGUAAAUGUUAUGUAAAGUUAGCGGGGGCGGGGGUGAUAGCGGUAAAGAAAUCCUGUAAAGAUGGAAUACAUUUAUACGUGUAAAAUACUUGUAUUUAAGGGCCAUGCUGUAAAAAUAGGUUUACCUGUAAUGAGCACUUAUGAUCCAGGUAAUAUACUGUGCAGGCUGUUGAACAAAAAAAGUGGUUGAAAUAAGUUGCAGGAGAAUCUUCAGCCUU
Molecule: messenger RNA, 3030 nt
Organism: Sorghum bicolor (sorghum)
Lineage: Eukaryota; Viridiplantae; Streptophyta; Magnoliopsida; Poales; Poaceae
Product: BEL1-like homeodomain protein 7
Exons: 6
Coding region: 718-2667 (649 amino acids)
Biological process (GO): regulation of transcription by RNA polymerase II
Molecular function (GO): DNA-binding transcription factor activity, RNA polymerase II-specific; RNA polymerase II cis-regulatory region sequence-specific DNA binding
Source: RefSeq, a predicted model, not a curated record